UUUUUUUAUAUAUAAAAGUUUAGAUUUGUGAUUCUUUUAAGAUUUUUUAUGAGAUUACCUUUUGAGAUAAAUAAUAAAAUGAUUGAUCCUUUCUUUGUAACCGCAAAAUGUAGCCUGCCAGUAAAAGAACCAGUGGAGAACCUUGCUUGCCUACACUUUGUUAAUCUAUAACAAGUUGCUUAGACAAGGAUGUAUGUGGGCCCUUGGGAAUAAUGUGUUUUUCACCUGUAAUGUGUAAAAUGUUUAAUCAUGUAAGUGAAAUGAGAAACAUGCUGUUUCUUACUUGCAUUCAUUAUAAUCAUUCAUUUGAAAAAUAGAAUGAACCACAUUCAUUCAUUUGAAAAAUAGAAUUCAAACCAAUAUAGUUUUUAUAUUGCUUUAAAGAUUUUGCUGGGGUGUAUAAGCUGUAAGGGAAAGAAUAAAGAUACAUAGAAGGAAAACAUCAAGGAAGAGAUAGAAAGAGAACAUCUGGGAAAAGAAGGAAAACAACAGGGUAGAAGAAUAGAAGAGAGAGAGAACAGAGUAGGAGCAACAGAAAGAGAAAAAGAACAUGAACAGCUAAGCCUUGGCCCUCAGGAAAGUCCCCGUGUGUCUGUGCGUCUGUCCAGUAGUUCACCUGCUCUGUCUCUUCUCACAGUGUCUCUGACCUGCUGAAUGCUGACCUUUCAGCAGCAGUCUAGACUGACCUUGAACUCUCCAGCCUGAAUACUGGGAUUACAAUCCAGUCCCAGCAGAUCCAGCAAUUCAAUUAUUAAAGGUUGAGAAGGAGGCACCAUGGCGAUGUCCCCACCGCGACAGGUCACUCACCUCAUCUUUGACAUGGACGGACUCCUUCUGGACACAGAGAGGCUGUACUCAGUGGUGUUUCAGGAGCUGUGUGGUCGCUACAAGAAGACAUACAGCUGGGAGGUCAAGUCCCUGGUGAUGGGGAAGAAGGCUCCAGAAGCUGCGCAGAUCAUCAUCGACGUCCUGCAGCUGCCCAUGUCCAAGGAGGAGCUGGUGGAGGAGAGCCAGGCAAAGCUGGCAGACCUUUUCCCCACAGCUGCCCUCAUGCCAGGUGCUGAGAAACUGAUCCGGCACCUCCGAAAGCACAGCAUCCCCUUUGCCCUGGCCACCAGCUCAGGCUCCGAGACCUUCAAAAUGAAGACCAGCAGGCACAAGGAGUUCUUUGGGAUGUUCAACCACAUCGUGCUAGGAGAUGAUCCUGAGGUCAACAGCGGGAAGCCAUCCCCGGACAUAUUCCUCUCCUGUGCACGGAGGUUCAGUCCUGCUCCUGCCCCAGACAUGUGCCUCGUCUUUGAAGAUGCUCCCAAUGGAGUGGAGGCAGCUCUGGCAGCUGGGAUGCAGGUUGUCAUGGUUCCCGAUGAAAACCUGAGUCGAGACUUAACAAGAAAGGCCACAGUGGUGCUGAGUUCCCUGGAGGACUUCCAGCCUGAGCUGUUUGGUCUGCCUGCCUAUGAGUGACGGGUGGCAGCCUUGGUGCUGCCAUGGGCCUUGUGGCAUCCUGAGGGGGGGGCACAUGGCAUACUGGAGGAGCCACAUGGCACCCUUGAGGGGCCACAUAGCUCCUGGGGGACACAUGGCAUCCUGGGGGGCCAUAUUCAGGGUCCAUGCCAUUAAGGAGAAAGGGGAAGGCAAUGCAUAGCACCAGACUGAGCCUGCUUAUACACUGUAGCCUGUGAACAUGGCCAUCCCCGUCUGUGUGGGCUUGGCCAUCUCUCUCUGGAUUGUGGUCGGGUCAGUAGACAGCAAACAGAGAUGGCCCAGAACACAGCUUGAGUACAGUCAUGUAAUAAAGUGAUGUGGUCUAUGAAGAAAAUGAACACACACACACACACACACACACACACAAACCACACAGCAUUGUGUGACUACACAUGUGCCAAUAUAUAUCCAUACAUAUAUAUAUAAGUAUAUAUGUAUAUGUAUAGUGUUCCAGAGUAAAAUCAUAUUUAUGUCUGUUUCCUUGUAAUCUUUGUGUAUAAUGGCAUUUGGGAAGUGUAAACUCCAUACACAUAUAUGUAUAUGCCAUUAUAGAUGUACAUAUGUAUGUGUAGAUUUUGUGUGUGUGUAUGUAUAAUAGACCACUCCACUGCCUUCAGGGUGGACAUUAAUGUUUCAAUACCAACUGAUAAGUGAGUCUCCUCUCUCCCCCUUCUGACCUUAAUGGCAGAUUAGCCUCAUGAUGGAAGAGCAUCAAGAAAUAUCCUUUCACUCCAGCCUCACUAUCAUCGCAGACACCUCCCUGGUCUUAGACUUAAACGUCUUCCAUUUCACAAGCUGGGUCUAAGUUUCCAUUUUUUAAACAAAGGGCUAUUAAUCAAAAGGCCCCUGACAGCAGGGACGAGGGAGAGAGCACGAACAAGGUCUGGGUCAGCCUCUCAGUGUCCCAAGGACAGUUCCUGCAACCCCCUUGAAACUUAUCCAAGUGUGUCCAAAGAGAAAACCUCAGCCAGUUAAAAGUAUACUAGUGUAACUGCUGCUCGCUUAACCAAUUAUGUUUGAGAUGACCUAACCAUCUCUGAAAUUCCCCUAGCUAUGCUUAAAGGACCCUGGAUGUGCCUCUUGUGGUCAUCACCAUUUUGUACAGAUGAACGACCCCACGUAUGCUAGUAUAGUAAUAAACACUCUUUGUUCUUGCAUACUA
Peromyscus eremicus (cactus mouse) is the source of this 2647-nucleotide messenger RNA. RefSeq names its product pseudouridine-5'-phosphatase-like. The record is from RefSeq and is a predicted model, not a curated record. Lineage: Eukaryota; Metazoa; Chordata; Mammalia; Rodentia; Cricetidae. Gene Ontology annotation, molecular function: phosphatase activity. Bases 775 to 1464 code for a protein of 229 amino acids. The transcript has 2 exons.